UCUUCCUACAAGCUCAAGUUUGAUCCCAUUUCACAAAACCACCCACCCACCCACCUCACCUCCUUUGUUCAUGUUUGUGUUCUAGUUACUUUCAGUUUCUACAUUCAUCUCCUCAACUGGUCAGGUGUUAUCUUUAAUUAUCAUGUAUGUAUAGGUCAUCAACUGCUGUUUUUGGCUUCAGAUAAAUAUCUUUUUAUUGUCUCUCAAGGGUUCUUAUGCUUCAUCAAGAUCUUCUUGGAAGAGAGUGAUCGAAUUGACACUUAGUCUAACGGCAUUUUGAACAGUUCAAAGAAUGAAUAUAAAUGUAUUUAAACAUACAUCUUGUUUGCGUGGGGAGUCCCCUCUUAUCCAUGGAUCAAAUCGUAAAUCUUUAAAAGUAACAUCUUCUAAAGGUAGUGUACAGAGUGAUGAAUAUAAAACCCGAGUCAGGCGGUCAAAGUCCAGAACGAAUCCGGUCAAACUUUCAUACUCCGCGUGGGACAGUAAACAAAAGGUUCAGCGUAUUCAUGUUAACUGCACCUCUGAUACAGAUGUAACCACAGAAGGGUCUCUAGCCAUUCAUGGCAUGUUUAAAAGGUGGUUGACGGUUUUGCCCCUGGUUCCGCGAAAUCAAGAUGAAACAUUUUUCUUAAUACACAGGAUUUUGAAAUGGAUUCGGUGCAACUUUUUGGGCAUGGAUGCAACCAUAAAGAUUCCUGCAAUUAUAUUCAUUCCCCUAUUUUUGACCGUGAACGUGAAAUAUCGGGCCCACGUCACGAAGGAACUGCUCCCUUUGUGGAUCUGCGGGCCUUUACUGAUUGCUCUCUACAUCAAAACGCUUCAAGUGCUAUGCUCACUCUAUGUUUUCAGCUUCGAGCAGUCGGUCAAACUGUUGACCACGUUACAUGGAAAGGUCAUAGCUGUCCAUUUUUGGCAACAUGUGGUCAACUUCAUGAACCUUGACCACAAACAUGAGUUGAAAAGAAUAUGGAAGGACUUUCAAGUAUGGCUUGUUGACACGGGUCUGGACUUUGUUGGAUCGGUGUGGUCUUAUCGCAAAAUGAUCGUGGUUUUGAAGAUGGCUAAGAUCAUGUAAGGAAAAAAAAAAGCGAUAUUUUCGUGUGUAGGUUCAUUUAGGCUAACCCAGGUAGAUAGGAAGCCCCUUUUUGGAUGAUUAAAACAGUUGUGUUUGGAAUUUUUGUUUUUGUUGCUUACUAAUUAUUCUAUGGUUGAUUAGUGCUAUUUGUUA
Helianthus annuus (common sunflower) is the source of this 1228-nucleotide messenger RNA. RefSeq lists its product as uncharacterized. NCBI's taxonomy places the organism in Eukaryota, Viridiplantae, Streptophyta, Magnoliopsida, Asterales, Asteraceae. The transcript has 5 exons. The coding region runs from base 293 to 1075 and encodes 260 amino acids. The record is from RefSeq and is a predicted model, not a curated record.